AUGGCUUUGAAAGCUUUGUUGAUUGUACUUAUUGUUGUUAGCAUGGUUGUUGCUCCAAUUAUGGCAACUGACCAUUUGGUUGGGGAUGAUGAAGGUUGGAAGCUCAAAUUUGACUACAAUGCAUGGGCUGAGAGUAAAGAGUUUCAUGUUGGAGAUAAGCUCAUAUUCAAGUACAACGAAGGAAGUCACAAUGUGUACAAAGCAGAUCUGGCUGCCUUCCAGAACUGCAAACCAAGUGCUAAUGUUGAACCCUUGACUUCGGGAAAUGAUGUGAUUGAUUUGAAAUCUCCGGGGAAGAAAUGGUACCUUUGCGGAAUUAAAAAUCACUGUGAACAAGGGAUGAAGGUUGCCGUUAACGUUCUACCAGCUAAAGAGGGAGCUGGUUCAUCAUCAGCCUCUGGGAUUAGUACUCCUAAUUCUAAAUUUGUUGCUAUGAUGGUUGCUGCAUUUUUCAUGUUCUUGAUUAUUAAUUAA
Solanum dulcamara is the source of this 474-nucleotide messenger RNA. Its product is annotated as mavicyanin-like. Lineage: Eukaryota; Viridiplantae; Streptophyta; Magnoliopsida; Solanales; Solanaceae. The coding region runs from base 1 to 474 and encodes 157 amino acids. Gene Ontology annotation, cellular component: plasma membrane. The transcript has 2 exons. Gene Ontology annotation, molecular function: electron transfer activity. The record is from RefSeq and is a predicted model, not a curated record.